CCUAGAAAAACCAUACCGCUUCCAGCGUCUUCAUCUCGGCUGCCUCCGACGCUCUUCCUCCAUCGCUGCCGGCCGGAAUUUCCUGUUAACCUCGCGAAAAUGGUUCUUCCAAAUGAUGUUGACUUGUUGAACCCACCAGCUGAGCAGGAAAAGAGAAAGCACAAGCUCAAGCGUUUGGUUCAAUCUCCUAACUCUUUCUUCAUGGAUGUGAAGUGCCAGGGUUGCUUCAACAUAACAACGGUGUUUAGCCACUCGCAGACAGUGGUGGUGUGUGGUAACUGCCAGACGGUCUUGUGCCAACCAACUGGUGGACGUGCUAGACUCACUGAGGGUUGUUCUUUCAGGAGAAAGGGAGAUUAGAGAAG
Solanum verrucosum is the source of this 365-nucleotide messenger RNA. RefSeq names its product 40S ribosomal protein S27-2. NCBI's taxonomy places the organism in Eukaryota, Viridiplantae, Streptophyta, Magnoliopsida, Solanales, Solanaceae. Gene Ontology annotation, cellular component: ribosome; cytosolic small ribosomal subunit. Gene Ontology annotation, biological process: ribosomal small subunit assembly; translation. The transcript has 5 exons. The record is from RefSeq and is a predicted model, not a curated record. Gene Ontology annotation, molecular function: structural constituent of ribosome; RNA binding. Bases 100 to 360 code for a protein of 86 amino acids.